AUCGCGGGUUCUAACCUAACCCGUGGUUUGGUUUGUUUGCAAUCGUGACAUUACGAUUUCAUGAGUCACUCAUCUCAUACACUGAGUGUCUGCGGUUCGAUAACCGCUACAGGUGUAAACACCGAACAUGUUUCCUUACACCUGCGGCCCCUGUUCACCUAACAGUUAGUCGAGACCCAAGAUGUUUCUGACGUAUGAUAGAAUAUCCCGUGUACUGCUGUGUGGGCUUCUGAGUGUGGUUCCCGGUGCCUUGCUGCACGCCCUGGGAGUCUUCUCCUGCUGUGCGGGCUUCCUGGUGACCUGGUUCUUCUCUUCUGCUAUCUACCUGGCUCUGGCUACUCUGAAGGUAACGCCAUCAGGAAAGGCUGUGUUGAUCACCGGCUGUGACACUGGGUUCGGUCAUGCUCUAGCUCUCCACCUUCACAAGCAGGGCUUCAAGGUGUUGGCAGGAUGCCUGGACGAGAACGGGGAAGGUGCAGAGCGUCUACGUCACUCAAAGAGUAGCAACCGCCUCCAUGUGGUGCAAAUGGAUAUUAGCAGUCAGGAACAACUAGCCAAGGCACUCAAGAAAGUGAAGAGCCUCUUAAGGCCCAAGGAGGUGCUGUGGGGACUGGUCAACAACGCUGCCAUCAACACACAUGGUGCUGUGGAGUGGGUCGCUAUAGACACGUACCGCAAGAUCUGUAACGUGAAUCUUUUUGGCACCAUCGCUGUGACCAAGACCUUUCUGCCUCUCAUCAGGCAGGCCAGGGGUCGGGUGGUAAACAUCGGGAGCGUCAGGGGCCGCCUGCCCACGCCUCUAGGAUCAGCUUACGACAUUGCCAAGUACGGCAUUGAGGGCUUCAACGCCGAUCUCAGGAACGAAAUGAGGAGGUUCGGUGUCAACGUCUCUCUCAUAGAACCCGGCAACUAUACUGCAGGAACCAACAUACUGACGGCUCGAGACGUACAUCACUACGAGAAGAGUAUGUGGGCAGAAAUGGACCAGGAAGUGAAAGAUGCAUAUGGCAAGGACUUCUUCGACCAGGCUAUUCAAUUUCACCUUAGUUGCGCAUGCUCUGGGAACCCCGAUGUGAGUGAGGUGAUCUAUGCGAUGACGGAGGCCCUGACGCAGCAGUUCCCACAGUCUCGCUACCAGCCAAUGGACAUCUUCCUGUACCUAAUGGUGUUCAUUUCCCAGCACUUUCCAGAAUGGGUCUACGACUACCUCUUCAUCGAGUUCCUUUUCAAGAAGGGCUUCUAACUUCAGCUGUCAUAUACGUGUAUGGCUGUGAGAGUGACCUAGGUAGUCAUAUCUGCACAAAUAAUCCACACAUAAGAGGAUGAAACGACGACGUAUCGGUCUGACUUGGACCAUCAACUCUGUGUAAUUAAUUUGUGGUCCAAAUCGGACCGAAAUAUCGUCAUAAGUUUCAUUCUUCUUUGUGUGGGUUAUAUGUGUAAUGUUCCAGUCACGGUAUUGUGACCUAAAACGCUUUCUUGAUAGUUGUGACAGGAUCCACAGGCAUAACACCAGACACAAACAUCUCUAUGACAUUCCCCGUGUUCGACUAAAUCUUUACAAAAAUUAAGUGUAUUUCAAAGGACCUAAAAUCUGGAACACCCUACCUGAAAACUCUAGAACUGCAGACACAUUCAUCACUUUCAAAACUACAGUUAGAAAACAUCUUAUCUCCCUGAUCCACCCCGACAACUAACUACAUGAUACCCACCUGGUGGUUCAAAAUUACACUCACUCACCCACUGACUAUAAACCCAGAAAUA
This is a messenger RNA of Cherax quadricarinatus, 1764 nucleotides long. Its product is annotated as D-beta-hydroxybutyrate dehydrogenase, mitochondrial. Lineage: Eukaryota; Metazoa; Arthropoda; Malacostraca; Decapoda; Parastacidae. Gene Ontology annotation, cellular component: intracellular membrane-bounded organelle. Gene Ontology annotation, molecular function: oxidoreductase activity. The record is from RefSeq and is a predicted model, not a curated record. Gene Ontology annotation, biological process: steroid metabolic process.